CGCAGUGACAUCAAAAGGGGACGGUCCCAAUCGAUUUGAGGCGAGGCCUACAAGAAGCGAAGGUGCGGAGAUACUCCCAACUCCCCCACGCCGUCGCCGCCCCGCCCCGCCCCGAUGAUACCCGUCGACGAAGCCCUCCGCAUCGUCCUCAGCGUGGCGGAGCGCCUGCCGCCGGUGGCCGUGCCGCUCCACGAGGCCCUCGGGCUCAUCCUCGCCGAGGACGUCCGCGCCGCCGACCCUCUCCCUCCCUAUCGCGCCUCCAUCAAGGAUGGAUAUGCGGUGGUCGCUUCGGACGGGCCUGGAGUGUAUCCAGUGAUCACGGAGUCCAGAGCCGGCGAUGAUGGUGUGGGCGUGGUCGUUACUCCUGGAACUGUCGCUUAUGUGACGACCGGAGGACCAAUACCUGAUGGUGCUGACUCAGUUGUGCAAGUUGAGGAUACUGAAGAAGUGACAGACAAUGUGGAUGGGUUAAAGAGGGUCAGAAUAUUGGUGGGAGUACCACUUGGAAAUGACAUUCGUAAUGUGGGUUGCGACAUUGAGAAAGAUAUCAUGGUAUUGAAGGCAGGUGAACAAUUGGGCAGUCCAGAGAUUGGUCUGCUUGCCACUGUAGGAGUCGCAAUUGUGAAGGUGUACCCUAGACCAACUGUAGGAGUGCUUUCUACUGGAGAUGAGCUAGUAGAACCAGAAACUAAAUAUCUAAGUCGUGGUCAGAUACGAGAUUCUAACCGUGCAAUGCUAAUGGCAGCUGCUACUCAGCAGCAUUGUAAAGCUGUUGAUCUUGGGAUUGCUAGUGACAAGGAAGACAGUCUUACCGAGAUUUUUGAUGCAGCUAUUGCUUCUGACAUUGAUAUGCUUUUUACUUCUGGUGGUGUUUCUAUGGGAGAUAGAGAUUUUGUCAAACCCUGCUUAGCAAGAAUAGGGAACAUUCACUUUGAAAAGGUUUUCAUGAAGCCUGGGAAGCCGUUAACAUUUGCUCAGAUCACUACUAAUUCAAAAAAUAUUAAACUGUCAAAACCUGUCCUUGCUUUUGGUUUUCCUGGAAACCCUGUGAGUUGUCUUGUUUGCUUCAAUCUUUUUGCGGUGCCAGCAGUACGACAUCUUUCUGGUUGGGCAAAUCCUCAGCUUCAGAGAGUGCACACCCGGAUUGCACAGCCUAUAAGAUCAGACGCCCAUCGCCCAGAGUAUCAUUGUGCAAUAAUAAGAUGGGAGCUUGAUGAUGGAUCUGGCAGGCCUGGGUUCAUUGCUGAAAGCACUGGAAAACAAAUGAGUAGCCGCCUUUUAAGUUUGAAGUCUGCAAAUGCAUUAUUAGAGUUGCCAGCAACAGGCCAGAUAUUUGAAGAUGGAAAUUCUGUUCAAGCCAUACUAAUCUCUGACAUUAGCAGCUUGUUGAUGAGUAAGCUGACUGAUAGUAUGGCUUCCUUGUCAGUGCAGCAUGGACCUGCUACGCAAUGCUCUGCCAGACAACCCACAGCUGCAUCUCAAGAAUCAAUGGUCAAAGUAGCCAUUCUUACUGUGAGUGACACUGUUUCAUCUGGCAGUGGCCCUGAUAGGAGUGGUCCAAGGGCAGUUUCCGUGGUGAACUCUUUAUCCGAAAAGCUGGGAGGAGCCCAUGUGGUAGCAACAGCUGUGGUUCCUGAUGAAGUUGACAAAAUCAAGAACACCCUACUUAAAUGGAGUGAUAUCGAUAAAGUUGACCUCAUUCUUACUUUAGGUGGCACUGGCUGUACUCCAAGGGAUGUGACACCUGAGGCUACAAAGGCGGUGAUCCAGAAAGAAACACCUGGUCUUUCAUUCGUGAUGCUUCAAGAGAGUCUCAAGGUGACACCAUUCGCGAUGCUUUCACGGGCUGCAGCUGGGAUCAGAGGAUCAACAUUAAUCAUCAACAUGCCCGGGAACCCAAACGCUGUUGCCGAGUGCAUGGAGGCGUUGGUGCCGGCGCUGAAACAUGGCCUGAAGCAGAUCAAGGGGGACAAGAGAGAGAAGCACCCUCGCCACGCUCCGCAUGCUGAGGCCCCGCCGACGGACCAAUGGGAACGUAGCUACAAGGCUGCGUCUGCCACCGACCAAUGCUCCUGCUCACACUGACACGUCUCCUUCGUUGAACAAGAAUCUCUCUCUCUCUCUCUCUCUCCUUUUUGCCAAGCGAUCAUCUCCUUUCUGUUGUUGCCGAUGGGCAGAGAAAUCAGACAGAAACUCUCGAAUCUAUAUCUUCUAUGGGCAGACUGUAGAAAAGGAAACCUAUAGGUUCAUUUGCCUUUCCAUUAA
Molecule: messenger RNA, 2265 nt
Organism: Musa acuminata AAA Group (dessert banana)
Lineage: Eukaryota; Viridiplantae; Streptophyta; Magnoliopsida; Zingiberales; Musaceae
Product: molybdopterin biosynthesis protein CNX1
Exons: 13
Coding region: 115-2085 (656 amino acids)
Biological process (GO): Mo-molybdopterin cofactor biosynthetic process; molybdenum incorporation into molybdenum-molybdopterin complex
Cellular component (GO): cytosol; cytoplasm
Molecular function (GO): molybdopterin molybdotransferase activity
Source: RefSeq, a predicted model, not a curated record